GGGUCACUCGUGUGCUGCGGGUUUCUGCUGAGCUUGGCAUCGGCCCUGAUUGGCGUUGCUGCAGCCGAAGAUGCGCGUGCGCUAUCGCCACAGGACCUGGACGCUCUAGAGAAUGUGUGCGACCUGAAGACCUUGUCAAACACCAUGUACUGCUACUGCGACUUCCUGCAGCAGAACCAGGCAGAGAUCGGCAACUGCUGGAUCUACGACGACACUCACCGCAACGACACUCUGUGGGACACGUUCCACCACCAGGUGAACCUCCGCCGCCUCACCAUCAACCUGCGAGGCGACGGCAGCCUCACCUACGUGCCCAGGCGAGUGCUGUCUUAUACCAAGCAGCUGUGGUUGCUUGAGCUAAAGAACGCCGCCAUCAGGAGACUCCGGGGCGACGCCUUCGCCAGCUCCAGCAGCUUGGCGGAGCUGGUGCUGACCAGUAACGCCAUCGAACACCUGGGCAAACACGCAUUCAGCAACCUAUCCAAUCUGACCCGGCUCAACCUCGGCAAGAACAAGCUCAAGGAGCUUGGCCGGCACGUGUUCAAGAACCUCCCCAAGCUGAAGCAGCUGUAUCUGGACCGUAACAGUUUGUCUAAGAUCAGAAACAACGCUUUCGGUGGCUUGGGCCGGCUAAAGGAGCUGGAACUAUUCGACAAUAGCCUGGAGCAAGUCUCGCACGGUACGUUCAAGGGUCUGCGAGAGCUGGAAAGAUUGGACCUGCAUCGCAACUUGCUGGAGUCUAUUGAGGACGACACGUUCGCCACGCUGUCGAAGCUGAAGGACUUGGACCUGCAAGAAAAUCGCAUCAAGUACAUCAGUGAAAAGGGUCUUGUCGGUUUGAGGAAUUUGAUGAGGUUGAAUCUUUAUGAUAAUAAGCUGCUCAAUAUCCUUCCGGGAACAUUUCAAGAUGCUACUGGUGUUUUCUAUUUGGACAUUCAGCAAAAUGUGCUGGAUACCAUGGAAGAAACCUCGUUCUCACCUAUCUUGGACAACAUGAAGAACAUCACCAUGUACCUUUUCGUGCAAGACAACAACCUGCACUGUGACUGUCGCCUGGCCUGGCUGCUGCGGCUGCGCGUGCAGACGGCCUCGGCGCACGUGCAGGCCGCCCUGGACAGCACGGUCUGCUACAUGGAUGGCGGCACGGUGCCGCCCCGGCUGGAGGCGCCGCCCACGCCCGACCCGGCGCUCGAGACGAGUACCCUCGGUAUCGGGCCGCCUGUCCGACUCAUGGACCUCAAGGUGCACGAGCUACCCUGUGACCGACCUCUUGCUGAGGAGCCGGCUCUCGAGCACCGCGGGCUGGAGCUGGAGCCGGAUCCGGAGCCGGAGCCACAUCCGAAGCCGGAGCCGGAGGAGCGGCGGCGGGGAUCCGAGAACUCGGCGGCGCGGCCCGCCCCGGUGGACACGACGCCGCCGGCCGGCUCGGCUGUCGUGCGGGACAGCGUGACCGCAAGCAGGGGCAGCGGCGCCAGCUCCGCCGCCCCCGGCCGGCGCUGGCUGCUGGCGGUGGCGGCUUCUCCUGACGCACGGUGUGGCGUUUGUGGCGUGCGUUUGACGCUGCCGGCGCGGAGACGAAACUGACGCAGGCGGCGGCGGUCGUAACACCGACUGGGCGUGAGUGAGCACAGCUGGACUGAGCCCCGGCACCAGCCAAAAUAGCGAGUGGAAGCGUCGUGGUGCCCGGCGAGUGUCUGCCCCCGCGUGCUCAGAAACUGUCGGACCGCAAUACGACCCACCGCAGUCCUGCGUCAACCGACUGACACCGAUGAACCUCAGUCAUAUUUCGCUGUCGCGUCUGUGACCCGCGUUUCGCGCCGGCCCUGGCGCCCGGUCCACCGCCCCGGCCUGAUGGUGUAUGGCUCGGUGGAGCUGUGGCCGCCGGCGACGCUCGUUUGUCUCGCUUCGUCGCGCUCGCUGGCGCCCGUCUAGGCGGCCCGAGCCGUCCGGGUGCCAGCGCCGGUCUGGCGUGGGCGCGCGCCCCGGCGACCACGCCGUAAGUGGCGGCGUGAGCGUGACGGCUUGCGGGCGUGCCUCGUAGCCAUCGGGACGGCUGCUGUUCAUCCGUCUUGCAAGUGCAGCCGUCGGACCCACGGGCGUCGCCAGGGCUGCGCGACUGGGGUAGCCGAUGAUCCGGGGAGUCAAAGUGGCGCUCUGGGGGUUCCAAGCAGAUCGACUGGGGGCAGCCGAUGACCCGGGGAGUCCAACAGAUCGGUUUGGGUGAUGAAACCGUCGGAACAGUACGAUCAUCGUCUACCGCCAGGGCGGCGGUGGCAUGGAAGGUUCCAGAGGGUGACGUGGUCCAAGACUCCCAUCAGCAACACCCCUGGUUUAACCCCCGCUCAGUGGGUCCUGUGUAAAGCUCUAUUCAUUGCAUGGGAAGAAACGAUAGCAUUGCAGAACGGCGCUGGAUGAGCAACAAACUUUCGGACCAUCCGCCAUGUUCAGUGUAUGAUUCGUGAGCGAGUGAAUGGACACGCGUUUUCAUUGCGCGGAAAACCUCAUUAGCUUCACUGCCCACUUUGUUUCAAUUCCUAGCGUAUGCGGAGAUCCUCGUGGCUUGGCCAUCAACAACGGGGAUCCGCCCUCGCCGAAAUGCGUCCCCGCUCAGUCCGCCGUCUGCUGCGAGAUCCGGCGAUCGUUCGGGGCCGCUCGCCGCCCCCCGCACCCGGCCGGGGUGUGGGGGCCGCUCGCCGCCCCCCGCGCCCAGCCGGGGUGUGCACGUGAUGGCGUCAGAGGACGCGCGACCGCCGCGGCCGAUCCGUCACCGGCGUCAUUGGCACGCAGAUUAGCCCCCAU
Molecule: messenger RNA, 2799 nt
Organism: Pollicipes pollicipes
Lineage: Eukaryota; Metazoa; Arthropoda; Thecostraca; Pollicipedomorpha; Pollicipedidae
Product: connectin
Molecular function (GO): protein binding
Source: RefSeq, a predicted model, not a curated record